This is a messenger RNA of Priapulus caudatus, 678 nucleotides long. RefSeq lists its product as uncharacterized. NCBI's taxonomy places the organism in Eukaryota, Metazoa, Priapulida, Priapulimorpha, Priapulimorphida, Priapulidae. The record is from RefSeq and is a predicted model, not a curated record.
CAACGCGCACCAGUUAACUCUUCAGGCACUCUUCGAUCUCUGGAUGGAGAAAUUCCUUGAGGAUCAACCUGUUGUACGUGACGCCUUGGUAGCCAGCGUAAAGCAGCUGACUGAAGCAUGCCGGGAUAAGACAGGCGUUGCAGAAGCGCACUAGGCAUUCAAAAUGGAUAUAGAAUCCUUCAAUCUUGAGAAACAGCUACGAGAGUUUGACGCUAGUCGUAAGACAGACCCAAUGUUUCAAUGGGCUAGGAUGUACAUGCGGCAGGUGAUGACACUGUUACAGUUCCAGAGGGCUAUACGGGAAGGUAACUGGCACCUCUACUUGAUAUCACUUGAGCAUCUUUGUAAGUACUUCUUUGCAUAUGCCAGGCUAGAUUAUGCUCAAAACAUUCCAGAGUUCAUCGCACGCAUGGAUGCCAUAAAAACCUCUAAUCCAGAACUAUGGCAGAGCUUCACCAAUGGUGAGUUUGCAGUGAAUACCAGCAACCGUAUUCCAUUCACACGAAUUGGUGUUGAUCAGGCGAUGGAACACCUCAACAAAUCAACGAAAGGCCAAGGAAGGAUCUCUGGAAUAACAACAUCUCCAGCAACGCUCUUGAAGUUUUGUCUCACUGCUCCGGAGCUGGCACGACUUGCUGAUGAGUCAGAACGACUUGUAGCUACUACUAGCACAAUUGC